ACGAAUCUCGAAAAGCGAAGCAAAUUUAGCUUUAGUUCAUAAAAAUCUGGAGAUUUAUAAUGGCGUAAGCUUCAAUUCGGCGAAGAGAGCGUCAACAUUGACUUGGACUUUACAGAUUGAGGUCAGAGGUGGAGUGUUGUGUUGUCUUCAGGAAUAAGCAACCUUCAAAAUUGCGGCCAUGACGCCUCAGGGGGGCAUGAUGAUGGCGGCCCCAGGCCAGUCGUCAGGUGCCACAAUCCCCCUAGCUGUUCUCAUUGAGUAUGGACUCCAGCGGACGUAUCAUGAUCUGGUCGUCUUAUCAGAGCUUUUGCCAAGAAAAACAGACAUGGACAGGAAAAUCGACAUUUUCCAGUUUGCCAGUCGUACUCGCCAGUUGUUUGUGAGGCUCCUGGCUCUAGUCAAGUGGGCCAACAGCGCCUCCAAAGUCGACAAGUGUAUGGACAUUUGUAAUUUCUUGGAACAGCAGUCCAUGCACUUUGUGGAGACCGCUGACAGCCUUUUCAAAAUGGCGAAAGAAACUUUGGCAUCUGCCCGUCUGCCCAGUUUCUCCCUGCCAUGUGCCAUCGACGUUCUAACCACAGGGACCUACCCACGUCUGCCCACCUGUAUCAGAGAGCGGAUCAUCCCCCCAGACCCAAUCACGCCCCAGGAGAAACAGCAGACGCUGCAGAGACUGAACGAGGUCAUCCAGUACCGACUGGUGUCCAACGAGCUGCCCAAACAGAUGAGGAGAAUCAAGAUUGAUCAGGGACGGGUGAAGUUCUAUGUGGAACAUGAAUUUGAGGUGACCUUGACUUUGAUGGGAGACAACCCAACAAUCCCGUGGCGUUUGCUUGAUGUCAAUUUCCUUGUUGAGGAUAAUGAGACUGGCAAUGGAAAAUCAUUGGUGCAUUCAAUGCAAGUCCACUACAUCCAUGAGCUGGCCCAGUCCAGGCUUCUCCACGUUGACCACCCCCUGCAUGACCUGUACAAGUUUUUACAUUCUUUUUGCCAGUCCUUGCAGCUAGAGGUUCUCCACUCUCAGGCUCAGAGGUUGAUGAGUGACCGCUUGAGGGACAGCAUUCGCAUCGAGGAGUACUCACUCAGCAAGUCUCUGUCCAUCUCCUACUGGAGAGACCAGCUGAAGAAAGAUAAACAUCAAGAUGUUUAUACAAUCCACAAGCUGAGUGUUCACGUGUGCGAGGAGGACGAGGGGAAACCGCUACAGAUUUCCCACCAGCCGCCCAUGUCUCCCCUGGAGAGCCGAAAAGUUGGGCUGGCCAUCAAGAGUGACCACUUGUCCAUAGAGAAACUGCUGAUGCAGACGAUUGAAGUGAGGACUCAUUCUAAGCUGAAGGAAUUGGCAAGAGAGAUACAGAAGAUGGUAGAUGGAAAAUGUGAUGUGUGUGACAUGCCCGUGGCCCUCCACGUGUCUGUGCUAAGUCCCUGCAUGUCUGCCGAGGUCCUGAGGAUCUCCAUCGAUGUACAGACCGGCUCCUACAUGGCCUCUGUGCCCUGCUGUGACCGUUCCGCGGUUCAGGGCAUUGAGGAAUGUCUGAAUGGGGAGCACCGAGGACUGGAGAAACUUUUGAUGAAACUCAAAGUGCAUCUGGUCCUGCUCCGCUGCGAGAAGUGCGUCCAGCUGAUGGUGGCCAGCUGCCGGCCCUCCCUGCCCCUCAUCAACGUCUCGGAGCAUGCCCUGGCCAAGCUGGCAAGCACCCGGCUCUACGUCAAGGUGCCCAAGCAGUACGGCAUCUACGUGGUUGUGGAGGUGCGGGAGGGGGAGAUGCGUAAAGUGGAGGUGAACUACUACAUGUUGGAGACCACUAUGUGCACGGCGGACGGGGCGGAGGAUGAGAUCGGGGAGGAUAACCUGGUCAAAGCCUUCAUGAAGGCCGGUCAGCUGACGCCCAUCGACACCUACUCCAUGGUCCACGGAGAGUUCUGCAAGAUUUUUGAUGGAAUACCUCUGACGAUGGACAGCUUGACUAGGAAGAGAAAGAUCUACUUGGGGGAAUGCGAGGAGGAGCCAGACCCCAAAAGGGUCAAGGGGUCGCCGUACUUUGUCAACGAGCUGGCUUACCUGUUGGCCAGGUGUGAGGAGAAGUUGCCAUUUGUCUUCCUGGGGGAAGAGCUGUCGAAGCACGGCGUCAGCCAUGACGGUGGCAUGCUGGACGGCACCGGCACCAGUUUCUCCAUGAGCAUUCUCUAUUUCCCAGAGAUCUUGGGCUUGCCUGAAGAUGUCAACGACGGACUACGCAAGCAGUUGCUGCAGUGUCGGUUCAGGGUCCACAGUCGCCAGCCUCGUCUCUGGGUGGUUGAGUUUGUGUUCAACAAAUCUCCUGUGCCCAGUAUACAUAUCAAAGAAAAAGGCCCCAGCCAGAGGAUCUGUCUCUCCCUGGACAUGAACGGCGACAACGUCCAGAAGACAGUGACCGACCUGCUGGACGAGUGGACGUCCAUAGCCUACCUCUACGGCUGCGUCAUGAGAUUUGCCGACAGCUACAAUGAUGCUCGCACAGGCUUGUCCACAAUGAUUGAGAUCCAGUCGUACAACUACCGGAAACUGACCAUGGCGUACGGACCCAACAUGUGCAGCCUGGUGAGCGUGGCGUGGCGGCCGACCAGCAAAAGGUUCGGUCUGACCUUGGGCACGCGGCUCCCGUCGGCGUCUGCCAACCCACACAUCCCCAUGCUGCUGCAGCUGACGGAGGAGUUCAACCUGCACGGCAGCCUGGCCCAGCUCAGUCAGACUCUCCACGACACUUGGACCCCGAUGAUGUCGGUCAGCAAACUUCCGUCGGCAGCCAUCUUGGGUGCCAGCAUGCACCCCCGACAACAUGUGCAGAAUUUUGCUGUUCUACCUCAGUCCAGUUCACAUGUUCGGAUUGUUUGUCGAAACAGCCACUGUCUGGACGUUCACUUCCGCGGCAACAAAACGGUGGCGGUCAGAGACGGGGCCUACAGCCUGUUCGACACAAGUAAACCCAUCGAGGGGCUGUACCCCACUCAGGGUCUCAAGGCUUUUCUCUCUAUGUUCGUGGACGAGGGUGUGACCAUGGGCAUGGGCAGACAAUCCACGUCGGCGGAUGACAACCCCCCGUCCCCUCAGCCCUCGGAGCUGUUCAUGUCCAGUGGCCAGGCAACGGGCUCACCGCUGUCCCGACAGCCGGGCAGCCAGCAAGGUCGCCAGGAUGGCUUCCGUUUCCACAACCCGAUGACCCCGCCCUCGAACCCGCACACGCCCGCCUCACCCGGAUCUGCCCGAUUGCCCGCAGGGGUGAACCCGAGCCCGUCCACCGCCCUGAUGGGCACGCCCUCCCCCGGCACGCUCCUCACGGCCAACUCUCCCAGCAACCCCCAGCUCCACGUGCCGUCUCCCGGCUCCUUCGUGGCUGCCUCGCCACAGUCGUCGCUGAUGAGUCUACACAUGCAGUCGCCCGCCGCCUCCUUCAUGGGGCCUGGCAUGGUAGAUGGAGGCUCCCCGUUCCCCGGCUCUAGCCUGGCCAUGCCCUCACCAGGGGGCGCCCGCGGCGGGUGGGUGGGCUCGCCGUCCGUGCAAGCCCCGUCGCCGCACACCCAGCAGUCGCCAGGACACCCAGCCCUGCAUUCGCCACAGACACACAAGGACGGCGACCACAAGAUGGCAGUGGUGAACCCACCGUCCCGCAUCCUCCCGCAGCGGGCGUGGGCUGCCUCCAUCCCAACCAUCCUGUCUCACAAGGGCUUCAACACGCUGCUCACCCCGACCCCCGAACCCCAGCAGGGGGCCGUGCAGCACCCGCCAGCCUCCCCUCUCGAGCGCUUCUUCGCCUGCAUCAUCAUGAGGAAGCACAUGGUCCGCGUUGUCAACUCUGAGAGCACCAUCACUUCGGUGCUCAGCUCCGAGCCGGGAGUGACUUGCUUCAAGGUGGAGAGUAUGCAGUUCAAGAUAACGCUCAACAGCACCACCUCGCAGUCGCUGCACAUGAAGAUCACACCAACACCCGAGUACCAGGACAAGUGGACUGCUGAAGAGUUGCAGAUCCUGGAGAAGUUCUUUGACCUGAAGGCCUUCUGUCCACCCUACAAACUGAACGCCCUCACCUCCAUUGUUAGGAUCGUCUCGGCACCGUAUCUCAUCGUCAAGGACUGCAUACAGAUCAUGAAGCUAGAGCUGAUGCCGGACCGAUCGAUGAAGUGGACGGUCCAGUGGUGCUUGACCAUCCCCCCUCCCCUGCACUGUAUCUCACAGGUCGGAGGCCCAGCGUUUGUGGUCAAGUCCAAGAUGAUCUUCAUGCUCCAGCUGACUCGGAUUGGCCUGAACGUGGGCUCGGGGGAGCAGUCCAUCGUAGUGCCGCUGCUGUACGAGAUGCAGGCCAACAAGCUGGUGAAGGUGGACUUGACGCGGCAGACGCAGGCCAACACACCCUCCAUGCAGGCCAACACACCGUCCCUGCAGGCCGUGGGCACCAUGCUCAACCGCUUCGCUGAGCACUACCAGCAGCAGAACCACAGCAACGAGUGCGCCAUCCUGCCAGCCAUCAAGGAGCUGCUCACCAAUCUGGUGCUGCCGGUGUAGAGAUACGAGACAACAAGGGUUCCCUGCCGGUGUAGUUGUGAGACAAUAGGGUUCCCUGCCGGUGUAGCUGUGAGAGAACGGGGUUCCCUCCCUGCCUGUCUAGAUAGUAGAUACAGGGUUCCUGCGGCCUCCUUAAAUUCAAGGAAUCCUUGAAAGCUCCUUGAAUUUCUCCGGUUCAGGCUUGAAAAAAUUUUUUCUCGAAUUGCUCUUGGCGCACCGUCAUAAACGGCAUGAAUUUCUUGACCAAAUCUGCUUGAAGUUUUAAAAUUUCUCCUUGACACCUCCUUCAAGUUGGUGGGGAGUUCAUGGCAGGAACUCUGUGUCUAAAUACAAGACAACAGGGUUCUCUUCCUUUCUAGAUACAAGAAAAAAGGGGGUUCCCUACCUGUCUAGAUACAGUGCAGCCUCUCUAUAACAACUUCGUCGGGGACCAGAAAACAAUGUUGUUACAGAGAGAGAACUGCUGCUUUUUCUUUCCUCAUCCUUACUAUCGUUAUUUUGCCUCUACUUCUUUUGUAUGUUUGUCACU
Molecule: messenger RNA, 5069 nt
Organism: Aplysia californica (California sea hare)
Lineage: Eukaryota; Metazoa; Mollusca; Gastropoda; Aplysiida; Aplysiidae
Product: mediator of RNA polymerase II transcription subunit 14
Exons: 40
Coding region: 179-4540 (1453 amino acids)
Biological process (GO): regulation of transcription by RNA polymerase II
Cellular component (GO): mediator complex; core mediator complex
Molecular function (GO): transcription coregulator activity
Source: RefSeq, a predicted model, not a curated record